Molecule: messenger RNA, 1347 nt
Organism: Dissoconium aciculare CBS 342.82
Lineage: Eukaryota; Fungi; Ascomycota; Dothideomycetes; Mycosphaerellales; Dissoconiaceae
Exons: 1
Coding region: 1-1347 (448 amino acids)
Source: RefSeq, a predicted model, not a curated record
AUGGCGUCACAUAAAUAUUCGCGCUCGUCCGCGUCCUCAUCAAAUUCGUCGAACGGCUCAGCGUAUCGAUUGAUUCUCGACCACGUCAUGAACUAUCCAGGAAGCUACGAGCUCCCUCUCCGGACUAUGUAUAAUUUGAAUUGCACCGCCCGGGCACAUCCGUCACAUCCAUCAAGCAAUGCCAGCACGCCCGACUGCCCUCAAGGCGCGUUUACUGACGCGCAGAGGGCACCUUCGUUUUCCGAGAACCUCAUGGCUCAGAUCAAUGCCGCAUCAAACCAACCUCUCUCAUUGCCUCCGAGCUUCAUCGUACAAUUCCUCCAACGAUGUUUCCCUCCGCAACUUCACUACGUCGACUUUCCGCAAGCAUUGACAGGUCUAGAUUAUCUCAAAGACCUGGAAACGCGUCGCCGACGUGAGAUCGCCGCGGCCAUUGAAAGGCUUGGGAUCGACAAUGAAAUGCUCUACAACGACACCGCUGGGUUGUCGAAUUCCUAUCCGGGCGUAUCGCAAUGGCUCAAAUCGAUCGAGGAGCGCGAAGCCGUUGUGGACGCCCUCUACACUCAAAUUUACAUCGGUCUUCGACGAUGGAUCCUGCUCAACGAACUCUCUCUGCUCCCAUUCAACAAGCACAACUGUGUCGCCAUGCUCAACACACUAUAUCCUCCCGUCAUUUCUGCCCCACCAUCAAAUCGCUUGACUCAGCACGUGCUCAAACAGCAGCGCGAAGGUUACUUCAAGUACAUCACCACGGUCGAGAAAUGCGGCACGGGUGUGCUCAGUGCGUUGAUCAUGCAAGGGAAAGCGCCAGAUGAUGAUAACGCCUGGCCAUCGAUCGUUCGCGUCAUGGAACACUACCUUCAGGUGGCCACAAGUAUGAUCACCGAGUGCCUCGAGGUAACGGACCGUCACGAUGUCUCGAAGUCGAAACAGGCCAAAGACGCAAAGGAACCACGACGGAGGCCCAAGGCAGAUUCCGCCGUGAGUUUAUCAGCUGGUUCUGAUCGCCGUCCAUCAACUCGUGGAUCCAUAUGGGCCUCGGAAGGGACCGAGAAAUCGUCCCGUCCAAGAAUGCCCUCCACGAGCGCUCACGGGACCGCCCUGGAGAAGAUUGCUCGUGGUCUCAUGUCAAUAGGCCGUGGCAAGACGGACGCGACUGAGAUCAUCACCAACGAUGACGAAGCGGUCCAACAAACGUCUGAAAGGCCGAACAGGAUGCUGCGUAAGAUGCGCAGCUUCGGGUCCAUGGACACACGAAGCCGUCAGACUUCCGAAACACCACAUUACGAUGCUGAAGCGAUGCGACGCCAGCGACAAAGAUACGAAGCAGGGACACCUGCAGCGUAA